Messenger RNA from Piliocolobus tephrosceles (Ugandan red Colobus), 714 nucleotides. It is a transcript of the gene KGD4, whose product is annotated as alpha-ketoglutarate dehydrogenase subunit 4. Gene Ontology annotation, cellular component: oxoglutarate dehydrogenase complex. NCBI's taxonomy places the organism in Eukaryota, Metazoa, Chordata, Mammalia, Primates, Cercopithecidae. The coding region runs from base 86 to 397 and encodes 103 amino acids. The transcript has 4 exons. Gene Ontology annotation, biological process: 2-oxoglutarate metabolic process. Gene Ontology annotation, molecular function: oxoglutarate dehydrogenase (succinyl-transferring) activity. The record is from RefSeq and is a predicted model, not a curated record.
CCGAGAAGCACCGCCCCCAGCCGCCCGGGACUCCGGUGAUCGCUGCGGCUCGCUCGCGCCCCGGAAACUGCCCCUUCUCGGGGUCAUGAUGGGCAGCAAGAUGGCGUCUGCCAGUAGGGUCGUUCAGGUAGUCAAACCACACACUCCAUUAAUAAGGUUUCCUGACAGAAGAGACAAUCCUAAACCCAAUGUGUCGGAAGCUUUGAGAUCAGCAGGGCUACCAUCUCACUCUUCUGUAAUUUCACAACAUUCUAAGGGAAGUAAAUCACCAGAUUUGUUGAUGUAUCAGGGUCCACCAGAUACUGCAGAAAUAAUAAAAACAUUACCUCAGAAAUACAGAAGGAAACUUGUGUCUCAAGAAGAAAUUGAAUUUAUCCAACGUGGAGGUCCUGAAUAACCAUGGUGGCUGCUGUUUGUCAUCAGACAAUAGAAUUGUCUUUACAAUAAAGGACUUCCAAAAUGACAGAUGAGAAACUGUAUAUUAAACACCUUUAAUAAAUACUAUGAAAAAAAUGAAAUAUGGAAAAUUUAGAUGGACACUUGUAUUUCCUAAUUUAUGUAUCUUGGUCAGCUUCUCCACAAGCUUACCUAAUUAUUUAUACACUUUAUACUUAUUAAAGUAUACAUUUUUAAAUGUUAGCCUAUUAGUUUACUCUUGAUUAUCAAACAUUACCAGUGUUGAACUAUUAAAAGCACAUAAUGUAUAGUAAACUA